Messenger RNA from Culicoides brevitarsis, 893 nucleotides. RefSeq names its product DNA-binding protein RFXANK. The transcript has 3 exons. Bases 101 to 751 code for a protein of 216 amino acids. NCBI's taxonomy places the organism in Eukaryota, Metazoa, Arthropoda, Insecta, Diptera, Ceratopogonidae. The record is from RefSeq and is a predicted model, not a curated record. Gene Ontology annotation, biological process: regulation of gene expression. Gene Ontology annotation, molecular function: protein binding. Gene Ontology annotation, cellular component: nucleus.
GAUAAGUCCUAAAAACAAAAACAUUAAAUUUCCAUUAAAAUUCCUUGAAAUCCACUUGAAUUAUUUAAUUUAGCCAAUUUUUCAUCAUUUUACCACAAAAAUGAGUUCUCCAGGUGCCACAGUAGCGUCAGAUGAAGACAUGCCAAGAACAUUGGAUUUGAGCAAAAUUAGUCAGCGUAAAAGUGCAUUCCAACUUUAUAAGCCAUCGGCAACUGUUCUCACGAAUCUCCAACGAGGCAACACUCAAGCUGCAUUAAAUAAGGACAUUUGCUUGUCAUUCCAUGAGAAAACUGCUCAAGGGGAGAUUACGGAGGAGCAGGUCAGGAACGAAUUGACGCAUGUGGAUCAAACAGACUCGAAGAAUUUCACGGCGCUGCAUUGGGCUUGCUAUUACGGGCAAUAUAAUGCUGCACAAGUGCUUAUCAAUUGUGGCGCAAACGUAAAUAAAGAAGCCCCGGAAAAGGUCACGCCAUUACUUUUAGCAGCAGCUGGCGGUCACAACGAAAUCGUUCGCCUUCUCUUACAAAAGGGAGCUGAUGUCAAUCACAUGGAUAUCGUCGGUAACAACGCCUUGAUGUACGCAGCAGCGGGAAAUCAUCCACACACAACCAAAGAAUUGCUGGAAAGACUUCCGGACUUGACAGAAACCAAUGAAAACGGCGACGAUGCAUAUAGUUUAGCAAUUCAGAAUAAUUGCAAUUUGUCACAAGCUGUACUGGAAAAUCACAUUUCAAAGAUGUUGACGUCGUAAAAGAGUUUUUUUUAAUGUUUUAAAUAAAUUUAUAUACGAAUGUUGAGGAAAAAAAUUAAUUAGCUUCACUAUCGGUGUAAUUAUUUUUUCUAAAAAGUCCCUUAAAAGCGUCUUUAAAGUUGAAGGAAAUGUUUUUCAUGGA